AUAGGAUUAGUGAAUAAGCGCAGGUCUGAAGGCUGUAAAGCUUCCGUCCUUUGAGACUUCCUUCUUUAGGUUAUUAGUCUCAUUGAAGAGCUUCUCCAAAUAGUGGGAGCAGAAACAGAAGAAAAGGCUGGAUUUAUUUUAUUUUGCCUGGCAUUUGAGAUAUAUUGGGGUAAAGGCAAGUUCUAGGUCAUAGUCUCUGUUGAAAAUGUCUCUCCAGUUGUCUCCACAGGCACCCUGGAGGAACAACAACAUCAGUUUUCUGAGCAGAGAGGCUGCUGUCACGGAACAAGGAGAGACUAUUAUAGGCUUCUACCUACUGGCUUUAGGUUGGCUGUCUUGGUUUGGAAAUAGCAUUGUGAUUUUUGUCCUGUAUAAACAAAGACAUCUUCUGCAGCCCACUGACUACCUCACAUUUAACUUGGCAAUAUCAGAUGCUGGCAUCUCUGUGUUUGGUUAUUCACGGGGGAUCAUUGAAAUCUUCAAUGUUUUCAGAGAUGAUGGAUUCAUUAUCACAUCAAUAUGGACUUGCCAGGUUGAUGGCUUCCUGACACUUCUCUUUGGCCUGGCUAGCAUUAAUACCCUUACAGUGAUCAGUGUCACUCGCUACAUAAAAGGCUGCCAUCCUGAGAGAGGUCACUGUAUCAGCAACAGCAGUAUGACGGUGGCUCUGGUUCUCAUCUGGAUAGCAGCUUUCUUCUGGUCAGCAGCUCCAUUGCUUGGCUGGGGCAGUUAUACAGAUCGCAUGUACGGAACAUGUGAAAUAGACUGGGCAAAAGCCAACUUCUCUACAAUCUACAAGUCCUACAUUGUCUCCAUUUUUAUCUGCUGCUUCUUCCUACCUGUGACAGUCAUGGUCUUCUCAUAUGUGUCGAUUAUCAACACUGUCAAACUAAGCCAUGCAUUAACAGGACUCAGUGAUCCCACAGACAGACAGAGGAGAACAGAGCGGGAUGUCACCAGGGUUUCUAUUGUCAUUUGCACAGCCUUCAUUAUUGCAUGGUCACCAUAUGCUGUCAUCUCUAUAUGGUCUGCCUAUGGUCACCCUGUGCCCAACCUUACCAGCAUCCUUGCCAGUUUGUUUGCUAAGUCUGCCAGUUUCUACAAUCCCAUUAUCUACUUUGGAAUGAGCUCCAAGUUUCGGAGGGACAUUUUCAUCUUGUUUCAUUGUGCCAAGGAAGUCAAGGACCCUGUGAAGCUCAAACGUUUCAAAAACCUCAAGCAAAAACAAGAGCCUUCUCAGAAAGAAGAGAAGUAUGCAGCAGAAAUGCACCCUGCACCAAGCCCUGAUUCUGGGGUGGGAAGUCCAAGCAACACUCCACCUCCAGCAAACAGGGAAGAGUAUUUUGGUAUUCAUGAUAUGCCAUCUAAUAACCCUGACAUUGAAUGUGAUAGACUGUGAGUUUGGUGGCCACUUAACGCACUUACCCACUUUGUGUUCACGAAGACCCUCUUCAGAUCACUGCUCAAGUGAUCUCCCAACUCCCGAUCCAUCUGUUUCUUGCUAUAGCACUGACGAUUAUGCAACUCAACCAAAUCAGAUGACAAAGUGAUAUUUUCCUUCUGUGUAGGUACGAAAUGCUACAAAGCACGUUACAAUGUGGGCAGGCAGUGCACCCAGUGCCAGAAACAUUUCGUUUUCACAUGCAUAAAAGAAAAGGAAGGCUGACUUAUGAAGACAAGGGAUUAGCUAGCAAAAAUUCACUAAUGUUCCCAUCCAAAUGGUAUUAAUUAUGAGAUUACAUUUCCAAAUGUAUUUUUUACUCUUCAACAGUCCCAGCCAUAGAGGAUCACUUUAGCUCUGUGGUGCUGCACAGCCCUUGGCCAUAGGAGAAGGGCCAUGCUGAUAGCUGUGGAGCUGCUGCUCCAGUGACUGCUAGAUUUUAGACAAAAACGCUUGCUCCUUGGGGGUACAGAGAUGGAUCCAUCAUCCACGCAUGAGUGUGGCCCUAAUCGCCUGUGCCCGACUCUAUGUUUGUCUAUGCAGGUCCUAAGAGCUGUAGAUCUCAGCAUUUUGUAGUCACUGUAGGCUCAACAGUGGCUUUACACUUUUCCUUGUUUGUUUGCAGAAUUAUUUCCAUCUUUCCAGACUUUCCCAGUGAGCAGGGCCUGGCUGUAGUGUGCCCAUUCAUUAAAGCCAAAAAGCUGGCUUUAAUUUUCCUGAUGUGCCUCCAGCUUGAUUGUUUUUCUACAUGACUAUUAAGGUGGAGCAGGAGAUGCUGUGCAGGCAAUGAAACCAACAACAUUAAGCCUGCAAGAAUAUUGACAAAGUAUAGUAUCAGAGCUAUUUACAAAAUAUAAUCCAACACUUCGCUGCUGCUCUAAAGAAAGGUUUUGUACCUGCCUAUUGGUUAAAAAAAUAGAUAUAUCAACUAAGUGAUUUAAAUAGCAAAAUUGUAGAAUUAAAUCAGCAGCAAGGUUAUCAGAUACUAUAGUAUCCAAUUAUUCCAUCAAGUUUAUUUUUCAAAAUGGAAGUGAGGAGGUAUAUGGUCCUAAUUCCCCAUUUUACACAUUUUUAUGGAAGUCUCUGAGUACGCAGUUAGUUAUUAUGCAUUAGCUCUGGAAAUUUUGGGGGUUUAUUCAGUGACAUUUGCAUGCUAAGCAAGGGGAGUGGAGGGGAACAAAACCAUUUGUUGCCAGGCUCACUGAUAUUUAUGACCUUGUGGAAUCUUUCACCAUCCAGGUAUGCUAAAAUGCAGUUGUUUUGCACAAGUUUGUAACUUUCCCAAGAAACACAUUUGGAAAAGCAAAGAGAGCCCACCUUCAUUUCCUCCAUUACUCUAUUUGUUUUGAGAAAAUCACCUGUGUUUUGAAGUUAAAAACAAAUAAACAUUAUAAGCAACAGUUGGGAACUGUUUUCUUUCAUGGCCACAGAUCUGAACUACAAGAAUAUUCGUCUUUGUGGAAAAUUGAAACAUGGGUGCUAUUUCAUUACCAUAAAUAAUUAAAA
This is a messenger RNA of Cygnus olor (mute swan), 2947 nucleotides long. Its product is annotated as opsin-5-like. Gene Ontology annotation, biological process: G protein-coupled receptor signaling pathway. Gene Ontology annotation, molecular function: G protein-coupled receptor activity. NCBI's taxonomy places the organism in Eukaryota, Metazoa, Chordata, Aves, Anseriformes, Anatidae. The transcript is spliced from 6 exons. The record is from RefSeq and is a predicted model, not a curated record. Gene Ontology annotation, cellular component: membrane. Bases 206 to 1399 code for a protein of 397 amino acids.